This is a messenger RNA of Abrus precatorius (Indian licorice), 2337 nucleotides long. RefSeq names its product GPI transamidase component PIG-T. Gene Ontology annotation, cellular component: GPI-anchor transamidase complex. Lineage: Eukaryota; Viridiplantae; Streptophyta; Magnoliopsida; Fabales; Fabaceae. The record is from RefSeq and is a predicted model, not a curated record. The transcript is spliced from 5 exons. Gene Ontology annotation, biological process: attachment of GPI anchor to protein. Bases 135 to 2120 code for a protein of 661 amino acids.
GGAGAGAAACAAUGUUGUUGUUCAAAGUUGAGGUGGCAGGCACAGUGCGAGUGCGUCGUUGCCAUGGCGGAAUGUGUCUAUAGGAAGAAAGCAAGCAAUCACACACAGUGAGAGAGUCAAUAGACACAGAACAAAUGGCUCUAUUCCCUCAAGCUACACUCCCUCUCUCUCUUCUCUUUCUUCUUCUGUUUUCGGCGACAUCAUCAUUGGAAAAAGAAGAGUUCUCGGAGGAGUUGCUGCUGAAACCCUUACCCGAUCGCAAAGUGCUCGCGCAUUUUCACUUCCAAAGCGAAGCUCCGCUUGCGGCUGAUUCCUUCGCUCGUCACCACCACCUCUUCCCCAAAUCCAUUUCUCAGCUGGUUCAGAAGUUUCAUGUUAAAGCGAUGGAAUUAUCUUUUACUCAAGGUCGGUGGAACUAUGAAAGAUGGGGUGGAUUUGAUCCAAUAUCAAGCCACAACGCAAAGCCUCCAGGAGUUGAAUUGUGGGCAGUUUUUGAUGUUCCUCUACAUCUGGUUGAUGCUUAUUGGAAAAAUUUAACCCAUUCACUGUCAGGUCUCUUUUGUGCUUCGAUCAACUUCCUGGAGUCUUCUACCUCUUAUUCUGCUCCCGAAUGGGCAUUUCAAUCAGCUUUGGGCAGUUUAAGAUAUGGUACACUGCCACGUGAAGCUGUCUGCACUGAGAAUCUUACUCCCUGGUUGAAACUCCUUCCUUGUCGAGAUAAAGCUGGAAUCUCUUCCUUAAUGGAUAGACCGUCUAUUUACAGAAGCUUUUACCACUCUCAGCGAUUGCACUUGACAAUGUCCACAGCUGUUUCAAAUGGGUUAAGUUCAGGAAUUAUUCUGGAACAGACACUUACAGUUGUACUUCAGCCGGAUAAUCAGAAAGCUGGUUUGAACUAUGUUAGUCAAACAAAAACACAACCAAGUUGGUCUCUGAGUUCAAUAUUUGGAAGAAAGAUCAAUGGAAGAUGUGUUCUUGCAAAGUUGAGUAAUGUUUACCUUCAUGUUGAGAGAGGUCUAGUCACUCAACUUGAGAAUCUCCAGAAGAAUGAUAAAUUUGCUGCCAAUGACACAGGUCCUGAUGAUUUUAGAAGGAAUGUUGGCUUUGAAUUGUCUGUUACUCCCAACAAGGUGCAUAAAGAAGUGGAAAAGAGCUGCUCUAUUCUGUAUGAAUAUCCAAUCAAUGAGUACAAAGACACAGAACAAUUUGAUUUAGGCUUAACAUGGAAGCACCCGGUAGUUUGGUCCAGCCCACAUGCACCUUUAUAUGCCAGUAGAUUUCUGAUGGGAAGUGGGAAUGAAAGAGGUGCUAUUGCUAUAUCAUUGAAGUCAACAGAAAUGACCCAGGGCCUCGUUGCAGCCAAUAAUGUUGAAGAGAGGUGUAAGUUGCAAGUAAAUGUUCUCCAAAUUGUGCCUUGGUAUAUUAAGGUAUAUUAUCAUACUUUGCAAUUAUUAGUUGAUGAAAGGCCUCAAGUACUCACAAAUUUUGUUGAGAAAAUGCGUGUUUCACCUUCUGAAGACAAAGUAUCACCAGGGGUAAUGGAGCUAGUCCUCCAAUUUCCUUGCGAAAUUAAGUCAGCUUUAUUAAAUAUAGAGUUUGAUAAGGGCUUCUUGCACAUUGAUGAAUAUCCUCCAGAUGCUAAUCAAGGAUUUGACAUUCCAUCUGCAAUAAUAAGCUUUCCUGACUUCCAUGCCGGUUUGCAAUUUUCUGAUAACUCUCAAAGCAAGUCACCGAUGUUGUCUAAAUUACAGGAAAAGAGUCCUGUUCUCUCUUACACAGAAGUUUUACUUGUACCCUUGACAACUCCUGACUUCAGUAUGCCAUACAACGUCAUAACAAUUACAUGCACAGUUUUUGCAUUGUAUUUUGGAUCUUUGCUAAAUGUUCUCCGAAGACGUGUUGGAGAGGAGGAAAGACUGUUGAAAAACAAAGAUGCUAAAAAAGCUGUGUUCCUUCGUCGAGUACUCACCAAACUAUCUUCCAAGUUAAAAGGCAGACCAUCUGAAUCGACUCAGCCACCUCCAUCUUCAUCAUCAUCAUCUUUCGUUAGUCCAAAAUUGAUCCUUAGAGGACUACUGAUUGCAGGAAUUGCCGUUGCAUGGCAUUACUACUCGCAAUGAUAUCUUCCAACUAGGUAGUUUUAGAUGUACUAUAUUUUAAUUGCAUAUAAUUUUGUACAAUACAAACCUUACUUCUACUGCCCUAUGCACCUGCAUUAAUGUCUGUUUUUAUUUGAUAAAAAGAAUAGAUGUACACCCUCAAAUUGAUUGAUUUAAACAAAAAUUUUGUCCGUCUGAUUUUGCAUUAUUAUUAAUAAAAAAUUGCAAUACCUUUUGU